GUAUUUAAUCGAUGUAUGCCUCUAACUGUAAACACCACUAUCACCGCGACUAGAACACGUCUACUCACAUCGACAGCUAUAUGUGAACUUUCCGACUAAGAAUGAUGUUAUUUAUUUUACAUUUGUUUGUUCAUUUUCAUUCGUAAUUAACGUAUAUCGUCAAUUAAGAAUAGGAAGUGUAAUGCAAUGUUCUAGGAACACUCUUCUUCUAGCGGCCCGAGGGUUUGCGGCAAGUGCAAUUCCAAUUUUUUGACGCCUUGAAGGAGCCAUAUUUUCACGCGAUAGGAAAAAGCACCGAUCUAGUGCUUACACUAGUGGAUAUACCCAAUUUCUGUGCAGGCUGUACCUUGCAGAUUGCGGUGUGAGUGUGCCGGUUUAAAAUAAUCAAAUUGUGUCCAUUUUAUUUCACAAAUUACGGGUUGUCCCUGUUGGUAACCAAUUAUUUCAAUAGGCUUAGAAUUUUGCGUAUAGUUCGAAUACGUAAUAAAAUAACAGUACGACAUUGUAUUAAAACAAUGUCUGGUCUGUUGUUUUAAUACUUUUAACUUAACUUCAAAUUAGAUAGAAACACAGGGUGGUCGAAGUUCAAUCAGUAACCCUGUACACAUGUUUUUCGCAAAUAGAGCUUUAAGGCUAUUGUCCCAAGAGCUGAUUGAUAAAUUCGACAUUAAGGACUGCACAAUAUUAGCUGCAGAUAUCUGUCAAAACACCACGUUGAAAUUCGAAAAUGGCACAGUAAAAGUUCCCAGAUUUAAAUACAAAUGCUACGUUUGUUCUACCAGGUUCUUUACUAGUGUUGAUCUCGAUACACACCGUGCCACUUACAAGAACAAAUACUGUAAAUACAUAGCAAAACUUCGAGGUGAUGGCGAGGAAAAGAAGAAACGACGUACACGAACUGUGAAGAAACCAAAGCAAGUUGCUGUUACGGAAACUGUGGAUUAUAUUAAGGAUUCUUCUGAAGACGGCAACGUUUUUUCCUGCAAGCAUUGUUGGAAGGUGUUUUUAACUAAAUGUUCUUUGCAACAUCAUAUAAAUUGGCAUUACCAGAAUUCUGAAAUCGACAAAGGCGCAGUGAAAACAUUCUAUGAAGACUACGCCUUGCUUCGUCCUGAUGUUGAUCCAUUUUUGACUCCGACAACUGAUAACCCAAAAGAGCCAGUUGCUGGAUCAAGCAAUAAUAAUACUGAUUUUGAAGUAAAUAAGAAUCUGAGCUUACACUGUGAUAAUAAUUCACAACCAGUGAAAGUGCCUGUACAGAACUGGGAACAAUCCUCGACUGCCUCAACUUUGGAGAAAUCUGUUUGCAUUAAGCAGCCGCCAAAUUUGUAUAUAAAUAGAGAGCACUUCCGUUGCUCCAAAUGCGAUAAUUUGUUUCUGUCUUUUGAUACGUUCAACCAACAUAUUCUAAAAAAUAAAUGUGCAAUCAUAGGCAAAUGCUGGUUAUGCAGAGCACGGUUUGUUCGUAACCAGCAAAUUCAUGACCAUUUUAUCUACAAACAUGCUAGGAAUCGGUGUAUUUGUAAUUUUUGUUUCAAAACGUUUGUCAGCUUUGAAAAUCGACAAAAACACAUCAUGAAGAAGCAUAAUUAUUUUUGAUACCGUUCUGUUGUUAGCUUAAGAGCGAGCUUACAGAGAGGCAGUACUUUCGUGCUAAGUUGCUAUUUAACUUGACGUGUGAUAUGAAACUCAAACUCCGCUGUGCAAUUUCGCUCUUAAGAUUUUUCUUUUUGUUUGAAGGCGUGAUAUUGUUACUGCUAAAAUUAUUAGCGUUAUAUCAGCUGUUUUAAAGGUUUUAAAAUGGUAAACGGUUACUUAUCUCGUUAACGUGUCUUAAUAAUUUUAUAUUGACUUGUUUCGGUUUUAGCAUUUAAUUUUGUUGGGUUUUAAGCCAUUUGUGUUACAAGUUUUAGAAUAGAAUAGAAUGCGUUUGUACAUUAAUUUAUAAUGUAUUUCACCAUGUGUAUGUUUUAUUAUAUCUAAGUAUAUUUUAAAAUUCGUUGCGAAAAAUAUUAACAAUUUCGAACUUUAGAGACUCAUAUUGAAAGGUAUGAUCUCCUCUAGAGCAUACAUUCUUAAUGCUUGAUUUUUAGAAAACUUUCUGAAACGUCUCCUGAACCUUCACAAAAAAACUUUUAUGCAUUUCAGAUCGUUAAUUCAUCACAAGCUACAAUAAUAAAUAAAUGAAAAUAACAAGUAAUAUUGUUUGAAAUGUGCAAGUCAAAUUCAUGGAUUGAUGCCCUCCGGUAUUUUGAUUUCGCAACGAACUUUGAGGUAUUUUCAGAUUGGACCUGUAGUGGACCUUAGUGGAUAUUAUUAUUAUUAGUGAUAGUAUUGUGAUACUUCUAUCUUAUGCAGAGUGGUAGUCACCUCAUGUGACAAAAUACAGUGAUAGAUUGUUUACUUAUACCGAGUGGUCCUCAACUAAUGUGUCAAUAGUCCCUGACAUGUUUUCGCAAAUAUAUUGCAUUUCAGGCAAAUGCGUCUUAUCCGAAAGUUAAUAAUUUCCGAAGUACAGGGUGUCAAAGCGUAUAUAAAAUUUUCGUUUUUUUUUAAUAUAUUCUUAACCAAUAUAACUAGUUUGCCAUCCGUACCUCGGAAACUAUUAACUUUCGGAUAAGACGCAUUUGCCUGAAAUGCAAUAUAUUUGCGAAAACAUGUCAGGGACUAUUGACACAUUAGUUGAGGACCACUCGGUAUAAGUAAGUGGCUUUGAAUAAUCCGAUCAUGCAACACGAAGAGAGAUGUGCUUGAAUAUGGAACUAUAUUGUAUUCAUAUUAUCUCAUACAAAACAGAUUUAUGCAGACUAUAAAUAUAUUAUAUUUUUUGAAAAUAUCCCCAAAAAAGUUGUUUUUGGUAUAACUUUCUGUAUGUUCUUGUUGAUAAUAAAAUUUAAUAAAAAU
Molecule: messenger RNA, 2904 nt
Organism: Dendroctonus ponderosae (mountain pine beetle)
Lineage: Eukaryota; Metazoa; Arthropoda; Insecta; Coleoptera; Curculionidae
Product: zinc finger protein 521-like
Exons: 2
Coding region: 607-1599 (330 amino acids)
Source: RefSeq, a predicted model, not a curated record